Molecule: messenger RNA, 909 nt
Organism: Haemonchus placei
Lineage: Eukaryota; Metazoa; Nematoda; Chromadorea; Rhabditida; Trichostrongylidae
Source: the annotation of a GenBank genome assembly
AUGACUUCACACGGUUUCCCCCAUUCCGAAGAUAUGGUUAUCGACUUGACUAUUGGGGUAGAUGCAACGAGCUUCUGCCCUGAAUUAGAUCUAUUUCUAAGUCCUUUGUCACGAAUCGAAAUCACUAUCAAGCUGCCGAAGUUUACCAUACCCGGUCAAUCAAUUUCGAACUGGGAUCUAAUGGAGCGCCUCAAGAAAGGUGUAGCACCUAUCCAGGUAAUUUUACUUAUAGAACUUUCGAUAACAACUAUAAAGUAUGCUUUAGUUUGUUUCAAUCCUCGUCAUGACUGGGAUUUGUUCUUCAUGAAGAACCAACUUAACGAGAACAAAGUUGGCGAACGUCCAGACACAAUCUAUCUUGCCAAAGUACCCAUAAAAUGGUUUUCCAAAGGCAGUGAUUUACCUAGUGAAGAUAUUCUGAAAACUGCUAUGGAAUCCUUCGGAAAUGUGAGAAGGGUGGACAUCCCUGCUUGCGAUGCUCUAAGAAAAGAAAUGGAUCCUGAGAUCAGCGGCAUCAAAACAAAAGGAUUUGCAUUUGGACCGGAGCUAUUUUUCGAAGCCUACGUCCAGUAUAUGGAAUACAGCGGGUUCUCUGAAGCUAUGGAUGCCUUACGUAACAAGAAGUGGACUAAAAGAAUUGAUGGAAAAGUGUUUCAUGCCAACGUGAAGGUCGGUUCAGCUACGCUUUUAGAGCUUCUGCAGUGCGAAGCUGAACGACUCCGUAAAGAAGCCGAAAGACUCAAACAAUUAGAAGAAGAACGUUUGCUCAAAGAGGCUGUUGAGGCGUUACGUCGAGCGCGUGAAGCUAGAACUGCAGAAUCGAAGCGAUUCCUUGAACUCAUGUUUGAACAUAUUCAGGUAAUAUUUCUAGUUGGAGUCUCUACUAGGGUCUUCUUUAUCGUAGCCUAA